Magnolia sinica is the source of this 2962-nucleotide messenger RNA. Its product is annotated as pentatricopeptide repeat-containing protein At1g08070, chloroplastic-like. Bases 51 to 1943 code for a protein of 630 amino acids. Gene Ontology annotation, molecular function: protein binding; RNA binding. The transcript has 2 exons. The record is from RefSeq and is a predicted model, not a curated record. Gene Ontology annotation, biological process: RNA modification. Lineage: Eukaryota; Viridiplantae; Streptophyta; Magnoliopsida; Magnoliales; Magnoliaceae.
CCUUCCUAACCGUUGGAACUAAAAUUACCAGAAUUUCAAAAUUCAAAAGCAUGUUCUCAUCCUCUCCCGCCAUUUCUUCAAACUUAAAGCGCUGCUCCUACUCUUCGCCUCCGCUCUUGAUUCAUUCUCUCUCUUCCUCUCCAACCUCCAACCACCAAAAACCCCUCUCUCUCCUUCUUCAAGCUCCCCUCUCACCUCCCCACCUCCUCCAAGCCCACGCCCGAAUCUUCCGAGUCGGCGCCGAUCAAGACGAUCUAGUCGCGACCCGCCUCAUCGGACGCUACCCAUCUCGCUUAGCUCUCCGUGUUUUCUAUCAUCUCCACAACCCCAAUAUUUUCCCGUUCAAUGCGAUCAUUCGCAUCCUUGCGGAAGAUGGCCUUGUCCUUGAUGCCAUUUCCGUCUUCAAGACCUUGAUAUUCCUGUCACUUUCCCCCAACGAUUUCACCUUCUCUUUCCUUCUUAAGGCCUGUUUCCGCUCGACCGACUCCGUAAUUACGUUUCAAGUCCAUAACCAUAUCAUCAAAUCCGGUUUUGAUCAGAAUUCCGUCGUUUGCAAUGGCCUUCUCGCAGUUUAUGCGAAGGGUGUUAGAGAUUUAUUUUCAGCAAGAAAGGUGUUUGAUGAAAUUCCAUGUAAAGAAAUGGUUUGUUCUUGGACUUGUUUGAUUGCUGGUUACGCUCAAUUGGGCCGAUCAGAGGAAGCUAUGCUUCUUUUCCUGCAAAUGGUUGAAAAGAAUCUGAUUCCAGAAAACGAUACAAUGGUUAGCAUUCUAUCUGCUUGUUCAAAUCUUGAGCCUCAAGAAAUAGGGAGAUGGGAAUCGGUUUUAUCAGAAUUCGGUGGCUACAACGAUGCAGAUGAAAUUUGCCGUGAUGCUAUUGAUACAGUUCGUGUUUAUUUGUAUGGAAAAAUUGGGGAGAUUCAGAAGAGUCGAGAUGUGUUUGAUAAAAUGUCUGAGAGUGUAAGAGGGCGAAGAAGUGUGCUCACUUGGAAUGCCAUGAUUGGUGGGUACAUGCAGAAUGGGCAUCCCAUGGAGGCUUUGGGUCUUUUCCGCCUCAUGGUCACACAUCCGAGUGUGAAACCUAACCAUGUUACAAUGGUCAGUGUGCUUUCAGCUUGUGCCCAAGUGGGAGAUUUAGAUCUUGGGAGAUGGGUCCAUGAAUACAUGAAAGUUAAAGGGCGUAAAGCGAUUCUUGAAUCCAAUUCAAUUCUCGCCACAGCUUUUAUAGACAUGUAUUCUAAAUGCGGUAGCUUGGAGAGAGCUCGGGAGAUAUUUGAUCGAAUGAGCACUAAAGAUGCAGUUUCUUUCAAUGCCAUGAUCAUGGGCCUUGCUAUAAAUGGCCAAGGAGAAGAGGCCCUCGAGCUCUUCUCUAAAAUGGAAGAUUUUGGUAUACAACCCAACGACGGGACAUUCGUAGGCAUGUUAUGUGCAUGCAAUCACUCAGGAUUGGUAAGCGAAGGGCGUUCGCUCUUCAUGGACAUACAGAGACGCUACUCGGCCACACCCAAACUAGAACACUAUGCAUGUUUCGUCGAUCUCCUUGCGCGGGCUGGGCAUGUAGGUGAGGCCCUUGCGGUUGUGCGGGCCAUGCAUAUCAACCCUAAUGGUAUGGUAUGGGGGGCUUUGCUUGGUGCUUGCUUGCUCCACUCUAGAGCGGACUUAGCUCCAUAUGUUGCUAGAAGGCUCGUCGAUGCAGACCCCAAAAACUCUGCCGGGUAUGUGAUGUUGUCGAAUGCAUUGGCGGUCGAUCAGCAAUGGGGGGAGAUUGAGGAGCUGAGGGGUUUGAUGAAGGCGAGAAGGGUGUGGAAGCAGCCGGGGCGCAGUUGGAUUAGUGUGGAUGGGGUUGUGCAUGAAUUUCUUGUGGGGUCCACAUCACAUCCUCAAAUACAAAGAAUAUAUCAUAUAUUGGAUGGAUUGUUCAAGGAAAUGAGAUUACCGAGUCAUUAGAGAGAAAAUUCACAGACGAUACAGGUUGAAAAGGAAAGACAAGAUACUUCUUCUUUCAAUAGUUUUGGAGGAAUCAGCAGUAAAAGAAAUCAUUUUCCACAAAAUCACUGUUUGUAUUGCAAGAAUGACUCCUCCAAAACAUGGCCUGUCGGAUCGGGUCUGCAGCGUCUGGAUUGCAAGAUAGACCAGUAGCAACUGUGCUGUGUCCUAUCAGGUAAUCCUAACCAUCCAAUCACUGUGAUAUGUAGUUCCUACAUCUCAGUCUUACUGUGUGGCCCCUCAAGUAAGGAUAAUGGAAGUGAUGCUUGCCAAUCAUUCAUGUGGGAGUUCUUUGAGAUGGAAAGUUUGCAUAAGAUCUGGGAUGUUCAUCAGGUGGGCCACAGUGGAGUUUCUUCCUUGAUUUGAAACCAGUCUGGUCCACACAUCAGGUGGGCCAUAGAGUAUGAUAAAGAUUGAUGACUAAAAGUCUAAAAUAGACUGUCCACAUUCAGCAUACCCACAUAUUCAGGUGGACCCUGUGUAGAUCUGGCAUGUACAUGGACGGUGCGAUUUUUACAUAGCUUGGAAUCCAGGGACGCGAAUUGGCUGGUGUAGAUACGUGCCGUGCGAAGACGAGCGCCGACGGUCCUUGAACUCCGAGUUUACGUACUGUUCAAAGGAGAUCAAAGUUACAUGGGACCCACAAUGAUGUAUUUAUUAUAUCCACACCGUUCAUCCAUUUUUCGAGAUUGUUUUAGAGCAUUAGAAAAAAAAAUUAAUCAUAUCAAAAUCUCAAAUGGACCACACCAAAAAUAGAAGCGGGGAUAAUGAUUUUCACCGUUAAAAAAUUCUCAGGCCCCACCAUAACGUUUAUUUUCCAUCCAAUCAGUUCAUGAGGUAAAAAAUACCUGGAUUAAGAGGAAAAACAAAUUUUAUAUCGAUCCGAAAUUUCUGUGACCCCCAAAAGGGUUUCAAUGGUAUACGUUCAAUUCAUCACUUCUUUUUGUAGUGUGGUCCAGUUGAUCUUUAUGUCUCUGUUA